AUGAACAAAGCAAUACUUAGUGUUAUCUUUCUUGCAGCUUUAACACUUCAAAACACUUCACUUUCUCUAGUGACACGGUACUCCCGUGGUGUUCUUAAAGAGCAGUACUCGAUCGGUACAUCGAUUCUCAUGAGUGAACUUGUCAAGUUAAUAAUAUCCAUUGUUGGUAUAUAUAUUACAAACCGCGACAAGCACAUUUUCGUUCACUUAAAGUAUUUAGUCGUCUGUUCACUUAUUUCCUCUGUUCCUGCCCUCAUUUAUUUCUUUCAGAAUAUAUUGUGUCAAGUCUCUUUGGCGAAUAUCCAACCAGGGUUAUAUUCCGUAUUAACUCAAGCAAAAAUAUUGUCUGCUGCGAUAUUAUCUGUUCUCAUAUUAAAUAAAAAGUUAACAGCAACACAAUGGAGAGCAUUAGUUGCUUUAGUCAUUGCAGUUAUUACCGUCGAAGGUGCAAGUCGAGCUUCGAGUUCUUCCGAGUCGGGCAGCACUGGGAGUUAUUUCAUCGGUGUUGGUGCUGCUUUGUUAGCUGCUACUGCGAGUGGCUUUAGUGGUGUCUUCAUGGAGAAGAUAUUAAAGAACAAAGUCGAGAAUGGUCCAAAACUCAAUGUCUGGGAACGGAACUUCCAGUUGUCGUUAUAUAGUAUCCUCUUUUGUAUCGUCAACUUGUUCUUAUUCGACGCGAAGUCGACAUUCACUUUAGGCCUUUUCCACGACUUCUCUUACAUCACUAUCAUCAUGAUCUUCAUCACUUCAAUUGGUGGCAUAUUGGUCGCUUUAGUGAUGACUUACGCAGACGUUAUCGUGAAAGGGUUUGCUGUGUCCGUUGCCAUCAUUUGCACGACCGUCAUGUCAUACUUCAUAUUUGAUGCGCCAGUCUCUUUGGAAUUUGCUCUUGGCGCAGUUUCGGUGUUAAUCGCUAUUGCAAAUUACAACGAUAAAUGCGCGUCGUGGGAUUACCAGAACAAUCCACCAUUUCACGAAAACGACUCAAAACUGUUAUCGAGCGACACAGAAAAGAGUGAAACGGACAUUCAAUAUAAUGAAAAGAGUCCAGAGAUCCGUGUCGGGGAUGAGACAAAGUGA
This is a messenger RNA of Entamoeba invadens IP1, 1080 nucleotides long. RefSeq names its product UDP-N-acetylglucosamine transporter, putative. The transcript has a single exon. The record is from RefSeq and is a predicted model, not a curated record. Gene Ontology annotation, molecular function: pyrimidine nucleotide-sugar transmembrane transporter activity. The coding region runs from base 1 to 1080 and encodes 359 amino acids. Gene Ontology annotation, biological process: pyrimidine nucleotide-sugar transmembrane transport. Lineage: Eukaryota; Evosea; Mastigamoebida; Endamoebidae. Gene Ontology annotation, cellular component: Golgi membrane.